Molecule: messenger RNA, 5031 nt
Organism: Notodromas monacha
Lineage: Eukaryota; Metazoa; Arthropoda; Ostracoda; Podocopida; Cyprididae
Source: the annotation of a GenBank genome assembly
AUGCAUCCUCCUGCUGAAGUUGUUUCAAAAGCAUUUGUGAAGAAUUGCAAAGGCCAUGGGAAGGACGUGGAUCCUUCGGAAGUAGUGUACGUGCAGCCCGUGAAAAUCAAGCCAGUCGGGGACCAGAUCCCAGCCAUCAUUGCUGGCAAAGGGGGGUUGCAACUGCCCAUCAGCUACCCGCCACCUCCUGCACCCUACUACCCUCCCGUGCACCACUUCCACGACCACCACCACCACAAGAAGAAGAAGAGGAAGAAGCUGUACGGAUAUGGUUCCAGCAGCAGCAAUUACGGUGCUCCUCUGCACUUGGGCAGCUCCAGUAGCAGUGGUGCUGGCCCCAGUGGCUACCAUUAUGGUGCUCCAGCUGCUCAUCUGGGCAGCUCCAGCAGUGGCGGGUCAAGUUACGGUUCAGUACCCAUUUCAUCAGGAGCAGGCAUACCAUAUGCCAGGGAUGACAGUAACACCUAUUAUGACAGUCUGGAGUCACUUGGUGCAGAUGGUGGGGCAAGAGUUCUAGGAGGAGGAGGAGGAUCUCAUCAGUUGCUGCAAACCCAGUUGGCAUUCUCAGGGUUAUCAACUGGAGCAGGAUUUGGCACAUCUUCGCAAUCUCAGGGUUACCAUCAGACAAACUUGGAAUCUCACCCAGGUGGCAAUAAGCGUGGACCCAGACGGCAGUUCAACACACCCAACUCACAGAGGAGUCCCUUUGUCAACCCUCAAGUGGCCCAAGUACAGGCCCAGGUUUCUCAGACACAGUAUGCUCAGCAGCAGCAAUAUACUCAGCAGCAGAACCCUUUUGCAGUGCACCAACAGCCUCAGUACAAUGCCCCACAAGCCAGUUUCAAUCAUCCAGUAUACUCACCAGCCAGCGGGAAAUCCAUUGACGACCAAUGCUUGUGUGUGCCAGCAUCACUGUGUGCACUCCAGCACACCUUCGCUGGUGCUGGAAGCAGGGACAUUUACGCAGGUGCUGCUGAUAAUAACAGGCCGGCUAAUUACCAGCAGUACAACCAACUGGACCCAAGAAACACGCAUCCGCAACACCCUGGAGAAGCCAAUAAAGAUGCCAGUAUUAGGAGGACGAAAAGAGACGCUGGACAGAAAAAGGUCCUGUCAAACUUGACCCCAGCACAACCAGAGUCCAAGGGAGGGAAAGGAGGAGGAGGAGGAGAGGGGUCGUCAAGUGAAAGGGGAGAGAGUGACAUAGUGCCUUCCUUUGGAGUGAGUCUCUUCACCAGACCUUACAACACUCAGCAAAAUGGACGCCCCUUGUCCAUCCUGCCCCAGCUCGCACUCUCAGUGGAUGUAGAUGAAGGAGAGACUGUGUUUAGACCCAGACUGGAGUUUAAUGUGCUUCCAGGGUUCCUGCCAGGUCACAGUGAGGACUUUGGCAUCAAUGAAGUGUUGGAUGGACGGUAUGGCACACACCACUCCAAUACCUACAAUCACGUUCCUCAUGCUGCUGGGCCACUUUACCACCAGAGGCCUCACUUUCCUCCAUAUGCUGGCAGAGGAGCACAAUAUCAGCAUCAUCAUCAUACCAGCAGGGCCCAGCUUGGAGAAAAUGGCGGAUUCCAAGGGAUUUCCAUCGGGAGAAAGGCAGAGGGGAGAAGCGUGAGUGAGGAUUCUCAAUUUAGCACAAGUGGCAAAAUAAUCUUUCCAACAUCGGAUGAUGCCAAGGACCAAGUAUCAGCACACAGGACAUCCAGGCAGGAGACUGAUGGUGAGCCAAAGAUGAUAAGGGUGGGCCGGAAAAAAAGGUCACUGUAUGGAGACACAGGACUUCUUCUUCCUCCUCCUUCUCCUCAUCAUCAUCAUCAUCAUCAUGGCAGACAGAAGCGCUCUCCACAAAGGUACUCUGACGCAGUUGUUGUUGAAGACUCUGAUUAUAGACCUGCACCAUCCGCCACCAGGCCUGUUGGAGGAGGAGGGAUCCAAAGUGAAGCCUCAGUUGGAGGUGUGGGAGUCUCUGGUGGAGUCUCAGGUGGAGUGCCAGCAGUGGGCAACCCUGGGAACCCAAUUUCAUCUGGAACUCAGAGCCAACCCAACAGACCAUUUGGAUUCAUCACUGAGGCCAUCCAGAGUCUCAUCCCUGGCCUGGGUCCAGGUGGUGGUGGUGGUGGUGGUCAAGGAGGAGGUCCUAGUGUGGAGAAUGGUGGAAUAGGAGGAGGAGGAGGAGGAGGUAACAGACCAUUUGGCUUUGGCAAAGGAAAGGGACAAGGAGGAGGUGGGCCCAUUUUCAACUUCAAGCCUCUGAUCAUUGGUCAAAGUGUUGCCAAUCCCGGUGGAGGGGGAAUCAGCAGUGAAUCAGGGAGACCCUUUGGAGGAGGAGGGCUUUUUGGCAAGAAGGGCAACAAAGGCGGUGGCAAUAAUAAAGGCAAUGGUGCAUCAUCAGUAGGCACAGAGGCUGGGGGUUCAGGGGAGCAAUCCAUUGCUGAAAAGUUUGAGGAGAAGAAAAAGAAGAAGAAGAAGCAGAAGGGGGAGCAGGGCGGGGGCAACCGGGCCAGGUACUCGGACUACAUCAGACCCGGCAUCGGGGUGAACCUGCUACUCAAGCCCAAGUAUGUGCCCCUGGACAGUCAUCAAGGGAUAGACCUCCUGCCUCAAGUGGGCCUUGGAAUAGAGUACGGAAAAGGACGGUUCAAGUACCAGCCCAGAGCGCACCUCAACGUGUUCCCAGCUGGGUUCUUUGGACCCUACCCUCCCCAUGUGAAUCAACCACCACCACCACCACCACCUCCUUUAAGACCACCACCACCAGGUGGCCCCUUGCUGCCAAUUGGCCCAGGUGGAGUCCCAAUUCCACCCCCUGGAGCCACUCAUCACCAUCAUCUCCACAAGUACAUCCCAUCAGGAGGCCUUCCCAUUCAAUACUCAGCAGAAGCUAGUCAAACUGGCGGAUUACCAAAAGAGAGCAUCAGCCCAGACACCACUGCUGGUGCAGCUCUGCAGAGCAAUCAAGUUGCUCCAUCAUCAUCUCUGAGCAGUGAACAGCAGAGCUUGCAAUUGAAUUUAUCCAGGCUUAUAGCUUUACAGAGUGUAUUGCAGCACCAGGAGCAGCAGCUGCUCCAACAACAACAACAACAACAACAACAACUGCCAAGCUCAACAAAAGUGGACACUUUGGCCCUCAUGCAGAUUCUGCAGCAAAACCCACAGCUUUUUUCCUCUCAAAAUGGCCUAUCAAACAACGUGGCUCCGAUAACACCUCAACAAACUUCAAGGUUCCCCUAUUCCUCAUCAAGCAAUCAAAGCAUUGACAUCAAAACACUGUUGGCAAACUUGAAAGCUAGCCAGCAGCAAGGGAGCAGAAGUAGACUGAGUCCAGCUCAAGAAGAGAGAAUCAAGGGCUUGCCUGCUUAUUAUUUCCAGUCAUUCUACCAACCCAAUGACAGAGCUUUCUCCAGAAGAAUCAGCACUGUUCCUAGGACCAAAAGACAGUCAAAGGCCUCGAGGAUUAUUUCCUCAAGGGACAGAAGCACGCAGAGCUUUGCUUCAUCAGCAUUCCCUCAGAACCAGAUAUCAGAGGCUCUUGGGGUUCCUGCCAACACAGUUCCAGGGUUGACAGCUAGUCAAUUGCAGCUCCUGCACCAGCUUUCAUCAUUAUCAUCAUCAUCAUCAUCAUCAACUGCUGCUGGUCAUGAUCAACAACUUUCCUUGCUUAUAGGAGGAGGGUUGUCAGCAGGGCAAACGCAACUCUUGCAGCAGCUAUUAGCAUCAGCCAAUCAUCAGCAUCAGGCACUAGCAGGGGGAAACAGUGUGCAUUCCUCAAGCAGUAUUAGCAUUGAGAGGCCCAGCAACCCACUGGUGCCUCUGUCCCCGGGGGUCUUUUCCAGCCUGGAGACCCCCUUUGAACAGACGAGCAAGCAGGGCACAUUUGUAGGGGUCAUCAAGGGUUACUUUAUCCCCAAACGGUCUCAGAGAAACUUGGAGAUACAGAAUUAUAGCCCUCAGCAGCAGAGUGUAGUCACUGUGGUUAGGGAUGAUCAACAACCAGGGAAGAGUGUAGUAGCGCUUGAAGUUGGGCCUGAGCUGUGCCAAUAUGUAACUUGUGAGAAGCUGGAGGCUCAGUGUGGGAUCUACCAAUUGGCUAGGGUCCAGUCGAAUCGAGGCGAGAGACAACUUGGCAACACCAAUGGGAUCUGUGGGGCUUAUGAAGUGUGCUGCAGGAAUACUGGGAUCAAUAAUAACAGGCCUUCCAGCACCAAUAAUGGACAAUGCGGGGUGCGUUAUGCCAGGGGUAUCACAGGCAGAGUCAAAACUCUCACAUAUGCGGAUGGAGAUGCAGAAUUUGGUGAAUACCCUUGGCAAGCAGCCAUCCUGAAGAAGGAAGGCAUUGACAAUGUCUACAUUUGUGGAGGCACUUUGAUUGAUGAUCAACACAUUGCCACUGCUGCCCACUGCAUCAAAGGAUACAGCCCAAGUGACCUGAGAGUGAGACUUGGUGAGUGGGACGUGAACCACGACACGGAAUUUUAUCCCCAUGUGGAACUAGAUGUCUCUGCAGUCGUGCUGCAUCCCGAAUUCUAUGCAGGAUCCUUGUACAAUGACAUUGCCAUCCUGAGGCUCAUCAGCUACGUAGACUUUAGCCGAAACCCUCAUGUGAGUCCCGUGUGUCUACCGAGCCAGUACUCGGAGUUGCCAGCAGGAUACAGAUGCUGGACCACGGGCUGGGGAAAGGAUGCCUGGGGCAAGUCUGGACAGUACCAGAACAUACUCAAGGCGAGUACUGAAGUGGAUGUACCCCUUGUAGAGCAUCGGGAAUGUGAGAAUAGAUUGCAAAACACGAGGCUUGGGGUGUCCUUCAACCUUCAUGAGGGAUUCUUGUGUGCUGGUGGGGAGGCUGGCAAGGAUGCUUGCAAGGGGGAUGGAGGAGGACCUUUAGUGUGCGACAUUCAGGGAACUUGGCAAUUGGCAGGGAUCGUCAGUUGGGGGAUCGGCUGCGGAGAACAAGACGUGCCAGGUGUUUAUGCCAAGGUUGCCAACUACCUGCCCUGGAUAGAGUCAGUCACCAGAAGCACUCUGGGUUAA